This is a messenger RNA of Staurois parvus, 305 nucleotides long. The record is from the annotation of a GenBank genome assembly. NCBI's taxonomy places the organism in Eukaryota, Metazoa, Chordata, Amphibia, Anura, Ranidae.
CAGAAAGAACAGUAAAAAUGCAGGCAGGGCGCCGGACAAAGCACUCGGAACACAAUGUAUGUGAAAUGUCAUUUUUUAAAAUUUUCAAAUUUGCUGCCAGUUCCAGCGCCCGUACGUCCCCGACGUCACAAGACCGUCACAAGGAAGCCGGAUGCCGGCAUCGGCCGGAGGAGAUGGCCGGGGACGCUGCAGGGGACGCAUCGCGGGAGUGCAGGACAAGGUAAGUGCUGCAGGGAAUCCCUGUGCAACGCUGCAUGGUAAGCCCGAGUGUAGCUCGGGGGGGGUUACCGCUUUUGGUACUGAAA